GGCUGGGUUUGGGAGGCGGAGCUGAGGCUGAAAGGGCGGGGGCAAGGGAGUCCCGAGUGGAGACGCAGCUGGAUGGCAGGGGCGGCCCGGAGCUCCCCGGUGUCACACGGGAAUACCCAGCCAAGCUGAGGCACAGUGAUGAUGGGGGGAAGACUGUUCCUCCAUGGAACUCUCUCUUUCUUGUUGCUUAUUGUUGCCUGCCAGGCCCAUGAACUUCCAUUGAGCCAGGCUGCCAAUGGGGCUAUUCCCCUGUGUGAAAAGGAGGCCGAGUCCUGGGGAUCCAUAUUCAAUGAGGAGCGCUUGGAUGCUUGGAUCUGUUCUCUGAUUGGUUCGGUUAUGGUUGGACUGAGCGGGGUCCUUCCCCUGCUGGUAAUUCCUCUCAAGACGGGAGCAGCUCUUAAGUUGGAAGAGGGAUCCCAUCGAAUGAAGCAGCUGUUGAGCUUUGCCAUUGGUGGACUCCUAGGAAAUGUGUUUCUGCACCUUCUCCCAGAGGCCUGGGCCUACACUUGCAGUGCCACUGCAGGAGGAGGACAGAGUUUCCAGCAGCAGAAGCUUCUGGGGCUCUGGGUAAUCAUCGGUUUGCUGACCUUCCUGAGCCUGCAAAAAAUGUUCCCAGACAGUGAAAAGCAAGGAAACUCCAGCUUGGUCAGUGAUUCAAAAGCACCUGCCAAAAGGAUUCCAAAUGGGAGCAGCUUCUCUGGGCAAAAGACAGCCAAUCCAGUCCAAAGAAGAAAGGUGGGCACAGCUCAGUGUAAUGGUUCUUCUCACUUACCUUCACCACCAGCCCGGAAAAUCAAGAUCAGCGGAUACCUCAAUCUUUUGGCCAACACAAUAGAUAAUUUCACACAUGGCCUGGCAGUGGCGGCCAGUUUUCUGGUUAGCAGAAAGGUUGGGCUUCUGACCACCAUAGCGAUCCUUCUGCAUGAAAUACCCCAUGAGGUCGGAGAUUUUGUCAUCCUCCUUCGUGCUGGGUUUGAUCGCUGGAGUGCAGCCAAGUUGCAGCUGUCCACAGCCCUUGGGGGAGUUCUUGGAGCGAGCUUUGCAAUUUGUGCUCAGUCCCCUAAAGGGACAGGGGAAACCAUUGCUUGGAUUCUCCCAUUUACCUCUGGGGGAUUUUUAUACAUAGCCUUGGUAAAUGUCGUACCUGAUCUUUUAGAGGAGAAGAAUCCUUGGAACUCCGUGCAACAAGUCCUCCUCCUGUGUACUGGCAUCAUUGUCAUGGUGCUUCUCUCACUCAUUACCGAAUGAGUGGCUCCUGCUCCAGCUGCCUUCUGCUGCUUCCCAAAGCUGCCUUCGUUCUGAACUGUUACAAAGCAAUAAGGGACACCAUUUUUCUCAUUGUCUGCCUGUGGAUCUGGCUUGCUGGCACAAGAGGCAAAUCGGGGAAGCCUGGUUUUGCUGGACUACUGGACUCCAUUUCUUGUUUUUAAAGUGUCACAAACCAGGACUUCUUUUGAGAAGAGAAAGCGGGAUGGUUAGGGUUUUUUUUAAAAGGUAUGUGUAUGUGUUUUUUAAAAAUACUUUAAACAAACAAAAAACCAGCAAUGAAGAGAGGAGACUGCUUUCAGUGGAAUCGACAGUGUUGCCAGUUUGGACUUGAUUUGUGCUAGAAUUACGUGGGCAAAAAUCUAGAGUUGGGUAAAAGGCCAGAUUGCCGUGCCAGCAAAGAGACAGAAAGAGUUCUUUUCCAUCCCAGGCUCAAAGGCCAAGAAAAAGUGUCCUAAAUGACAGCAAAAUACUUGGUGGUUUCAUAUAGGUUGGGAGCAACAUCGGAAACUGCAAUAUGCAGGCUUAUGUUUCUCUGUCUGGCCCAAUGUUGUCUACUCUGACCAACAGGGGUUCUCUAGGAUCUUGGGCAUAGAACGUCCUGGUACCCGAGAUCCAUUUUAAACUAGAGAUAGCAGGGAUUGAACCCGGGACUUCCUGCAUGCAAAUUGUAAGUGCUACCACGGAGCUAGGACCUCACCAUAAAACUGCUUUCCAAAUCUUCUGGGAUACGGUCUGCUGUUCCCUCUCCUCAAGUAGUAACUGAAGAUCCUGUUGGAUUGAACUGGGCCUUUUUUGCAGGGGUUCUUUUGAUUUCAGAAGCAUUAUAUUGAAAUCGGUAUUUACAUUGGAAACUUCUGGAAAGGUAGUUUCAUACCUGCCUCUGACUAGAACAUUAUAAUAUCUGGUUUACAGCUAUACAUUGGGGAGACUUUCUUGUACUUUUGGGUCAUAAGGUACCAACAGCCUGGAAGCAACAGGCUCUGGCACUCUGGAUCUGUUGCAGUCUGUGUGCAAGAUUUUGCUUUCCUCUUGGCUCACAUGGCAGCACUGCUUGCUGGGAGCUGGGCUUGCAUUCUUCCAUGGUGGAUAAGAGAAAACAUGCUUGUAGGGAGAUGUAGCUAAGCGUACAGAAGGAGAAAAAAGCCACUCUUCACAUCUGUUUCUAAGAGUUUGACAGUCCAUUUCAAGCUGUUCUCUGCAACCUUUAAGAUCUAGAAAGAUACUUUACUAAGUAGAGGGAAAAGAUUUUCUGCAUGUGCAGUUGAGCAAGGCGAAACAAAGAGGAAUAAUUUCUUAUUGCUCAGUGCUAGCACAGAUGAUAAAAAUUAGGGCCACCAAGAAAACUAAAAUCAAUAACUUCUAGUUUAAAAACAUAAGUAAAUGUGGCAGGAUAGCGUUAUUCAAAUAGACCUUAAAGUUGUCAGACAGUGAAAUAAAACGGCUUCUAAACACAGUAAUGAUACAGUGUAUUUCGAAAGACAGAAGAAUAAAUGGCUAACCAAUUUCUUACAAAUAAACUAUACUUUCAGUUGCCAUACAUGUUUUGAUUGAGUGCUCCAGAGUACUCUUGAAAAAUAAAAUUCUCUCUAUGUAUAUAUAUCUCACAGGCCAUUUAGUCAUUUGCUCUUCUGUACUUGCUUUUCAAUAUAUUUUAUCAUUGUCUCUAGAAGCUAUGUUGCUUUUUGUAAAUAGUUACAUUUUGUGUAAAAUUUACAGUUUUCUUGGUGGUCCUGACUAUUUAUAAUUAGUGGUUGUGCAAUUGUGCAUCUGUUUGGGAAUUUAGUAUGCUUAUAUUAGAGCAUUUCAAAGCUGCCCGACUUGGAGCUGGGCAGGCUCUCUUCUCCCUACGAGCACUCUUCAAUAUUGUACAUCUUUCUCUACCUGGCUGCACCAAUUACACAAGCAGCACUGACUUCAGCUGCCUUAAAACAAACAGUAGUUUACACUGCAGCAGCUAAAUUGGCAUCCUGAUGCCAGCAAAUAGAGGAGAAUUUCUUUUCUUCCGCAUUUGCCUUCAAAACCACCAUUGGGAGAGAAUCAGCACAAGGCUGUGUGCUGUUCUCCACUCCACAGCAGGCAGGCAUCUCUUAUGAUAUGGUUGUUUAAGUCAGUAGUAUAGAUGUGGCUCUAAUUACACGUGUGAGGAAGUGUACAUGAUUUGGUCUUUUUUUGUCUUGACAAGUCUUUCUGUUACAGUCUGAGGAUUCCUGUUUUGGGAUAUUUAAAGGAAAGGUCAUAUUGCUUUAGUCCUUGAGUUUUGUUAUGCUUCGAACAUGCCUUCUGAGAUAUUGCAAUCCUCAGAUCAUUUGUCUGGAGAGUGCCAGUAAAGUCUAAAGGUGGGAUGCCACUUGGGACUCUAGAUCCUGAGAUGGGUUGCAUUGUUUAUGUACUACUGCAUAGCUAGUGGCUCACAGCUCAGUAAUGCCGUGGAUAUGCAUUUGAUGUGCUACUGAAUCUUGGGAUGCAAGAACGAUCUUUGGGACAAUUGCUUGGCUGAAGUCUGCAAAAACUUCAGGAACAACAUCCAGUGUUGGGUCACCUUAUGUACCAUCUAUCUCUGCCAUUUAAACAUCUGUUCCCUGUUGCUUGACAAUGAAAACCGAUGCUGGUACAGAUGAUUCUGGGUUAUUUUUGUGGCUUUACCUAAAGGCUGCUUGCCUAUAGUAGCAAUCCAGAGGAAAGUUUCAAUUGCAUCUCUUCCAGAAAGCAAUAACAAUGCAUCUGAUCUGCCUCGUUCUGUCUGUCCUUGGAAAGUUGCCUUUCCUUAACAGCUGCUCUCAGCUGUUAGGCAUCCAGCUUUAGAAAAUCACUGUUCCAAAAAGACACCCUUCUUACUGCCAGGUAUUCUGUGUGAUUAAUCACCAUUAGGCAGUACUGCUCCAGGACCCUGACUGACUACUGUCUGUCUCGCUUCUGCAUGGACUAGCAAAGCCCUGGCCUGGAGGAGGUAAAAAUGUCAUGCAGGGCACAGUACACAAUGUAUUUUGCCAAGAUAAUUGUAGCUCUUAAAAAUCUGAUUGGCAUUGGUACUCUGUUGCAUACCCAGGAUGAGUACACAGAAGCUCGUGUUAUUUGCAUCAGAAUUGGGUUUGGCGUAGGCUGCAAGCCGCAGCAGGAAUUUUAUGCUCACUGUUUAGGAAUGCAAAGUGGGUGACAUUGACUCAUUAAUCUCUCCGAGCUGUUGCUAUUGGCCUGUAGCCCAGGCCGCCUGGACUGUGUUUGCAGAUCUUGGGAAGCUUCACCUAAAGUGGCCAUUCAGGGUCCAAGGGAAGAGGCCUCUCCACUGCAUAUGGCACCAACUCCAGUGUUACGCACAGGAUCGGGGUGGGGGGGAGGGAGAGUACAGUUAAUCUCUCCACACUAUUUGUCAGUUCAGGAAAUGCAGAGAGAAUCCAAUUUUCUGGCUUUAGUUUGCACUAGCUCUUAUGUAUUUUCUCUGCAUGGAGGCAGUUAGAGAUGAAAUAAAGAAAUUGAGUGUGACCUCUUGUUUAUUGGCAUGGAUGCUGUCACUCUUUUCUUGGGCUCGAGAACAUCCCUCACUGAAAAAUGACAAAUCAUGGAAAGAACUAUCUCUACCUUUGGUCAGUAUUUGGAAGGAUUAAAAAAACCCAUCUAGUUCAAUUUCCUGCUGCCUCAAACUGUAGUGAUCUGCAUCUCAUCCCAUUUCUUUCCUUUCCCUUCCCUCCCCAGGGAGAGUAUUCAUACCACAGUGCACUACAAGUAGAAAAUUAGUACCUUCCAGGCAAAUGCCCAGAGCAUCAUGCUAGAUCAAACCAAGGUACUAUUUAUUCUGCAGGACUAUUUAAUUAACAGUCCUUGUGCAAACAGUUGCCAGCCAGAUACCUCUUGAGAAGCCUGCAAUAAGAUGUGAAGGCAAUAGUCCUUAUCCCGUUGUUUGUCACUAGCAUCUGCUAUUCAGAAAUAUAAUGCCUUAGAACAUGGAGGUUCUAUGUAUUCAACAUCUAUCUUCCUUUAAUUUGUCCCAUUCCCUUUUAAAGACAGAAACUCCAGCAGGGGAACUAAGCCACAGGGAAAUGCAAACAGACCUCCAGAGGAAGUAGCCAAUCUAAGCUUGACCCAUUUUAUCAAGAAUAUUAAUCAUCCUGUGAAGCUUUUCUUCUCACCUUGACUCUACGUGGCCAGUCAUGUGGCCCUAGAGUAUUUGGUUAUU
This is a messenger RNA of Rhineura floridana, 5440 nucleotides long. RefSeq names its product solute carrier family 39 member 13 (gene SLC39A13). Gene Ontology annotation, cellular component: membrane. Bases 139 to 1248 code for a protein of 369 amino acids. The record is from RefSeq and is a predicted model, not a curated record. The transcript is spliced from 10 exons. Gene Ontology annotation, molecular function: zinc ion transmembrane transporter activity. NCBI's taxonomy places the organism in Eukaryota, Metazoa, Chordata, Lepidosauria, Squamata, Rhineuridae. Gene Ontology annotation, biological process: zinc ion transmembrane transport; intracellular zinc ion homeostasis.